AUGUCAUUGAAGGUGCAGACAAGCAACAUCACGAACAAGAAUGACCCCAAGUCCAUCAACUCUCGAGUCUUCAUUGGUAAUCUCAACACAGCUGUGGUCAAGAAGUCAGAUGUGGAGACCAUCUUCUCCAAGUACGGCCGGGUGGUGGGCUGCUCCGUUCACAAGGGCUAUGCCUUCGUACAGUACUCCAACGAGCGGCACGCGCGUGCUGCCGUCCUGGGUGAGAACGGGCGUGUGCUUGCUGGCCAGACGCUUGAUAUCAACAUGGCUGGGGAACCUAAACCCAACAGACCUAAAGGGCUGAAGAGAGCAGCCUCCGCGUUGUACAGCGGCUACGACUUUGACUACGACUAUUACAGGGACGACUUCUACGAUAGGCUCUUUGAGUACCGGGGCCGAGUCUCUCCGGUGCCCAGGGUGGUUCCUGUGAAGCGGCCACGGGUCACCAUCCCCCUCGUCCGGCGCGUGAAGGCGACGCUCCCCGUCAAGCUCUUCGCCAGAUCGGCUGCCAUCGCCAACAGCUCGGCCAAGCUGAAGCUGAAGUGCAGUGAACUGCAAACAAUCAAAACAGAGCUGACACAGAUCAAAUCCAACAUUGAUGCUCUCCUGGGCCGGCUGGAGCAGAUUGCUGAAGAGCAGAAGAUGUCGGCAGAGGUACGGAAGAAGGUGGACGGCAGCAAAAGUGAAAUCUCGCAGGAAGACACAGCAUCGGAGGCGGAGGUCAACACAGAGGAGCCGCUGAACGGGGACGAGGGUGAGGAAGAGGGUCUCGCACGGGAUGAGUGUGAAGAUGAACUGGAGAACAGCCAUUACACAGAUGCGGAGAAUGCCAGGCUACAGUAA
This is a messenger RNA of Egretta garzetta (little egret), 843 nucleotides long. RefSeq names its product RALY heterogeneous nuclear ribonucleoprotein (gene RALY). Gene Ontology annotation, cellular component: nucleus. NCBI's taxonomy places the organism in Eukaryota, Metazoa, Chordata, Aves, Pelecaniformes, Ardeidae. Bases 1 to 843 code for a protein of 280 amino acids. The transcript has 8 exons. Gene Ontology annotation, molecular function: RNA binding. The record is from RefSeq and is a predicted model, not a curated record.